AUGGAAGAUGACGACGACGUACCGGCACUCUCUGCGGAAACUUUCGCAGCUCUCCAAGAAUUUUAUGCCGAGCAACAAAAACGGCAAGAGAUUUUAGAAAAGUUGGAGUCUCAGAAACAAUUAAAUGAAAAUAUUUUAUUUGAUGAAAAUUGGCAAUUAAGUCAGUUUUGGUAUAAUGAGUCUACAGUACAGGCACUCGUCAAAAUAAUUGAUAAAGUUGUACCCGAUGGAGGCAAAGUAGCUCUUAUAUCUUGUCCCACACUCUUUGUGCCUGCAAAGAGACAUGUUGGAAGCAGAAUUGAUGUUCUACUUCUUGAACAUGACAGAAGAUUUGAGGUCCACGGUACUGAUUACAUGUUUUAUGACUUUAAUUUCCCUGAAAAGUUGCCUGCAGAUUUAAACCAUAGUUUCGAUCUGGUUGUUGCCGACCCACCUUACCUGUCUGAGGAAUGUAUAACAAAAACUUCCCAAACUAUAAAACUGCUAGCUAAAGAGAAGAUAGUUGUCUGUACGGGGGCUAUUAUGAAGGAUCAUGUUGAGAAACUGUUGAACCUAAAACAAUGUGCAUUCCAGCCAAAACAUAGGAACAACCUCGCUAAUGAGUUCUCAUGUUAUUCUAACUUUGACCUCGAUGAUAUCCUAAGAUAA
Molecule: messenger RNA, 648 nt
Organism: Danaus chrysippus (African queen)
Lineage: Eukaryota; Metazoa; Arthropoda; Insecta; Lepidoptera; Nymphalidae
Source: the annotation of a GenBank genome assembly